This is a messenger RNA of Camelina sativa (false flax), 1644 nucleotides long. NCBI's taxonomy places the organism in Eukaryota, Viridiplantae, Streptophyta, Magnoliopsida, Brassicales, Brassicaceae. The record is from RefSeq and is a predicted model, not a curated record.
CCUAUGUAUAUAAAGCGGUCCUCACUUUGAUCCACCGAGUCGAAUGUUGAAAAGAUGACUGAAAUCUACAGAACAAUUUCAACCGGACGUGGAGACGACGUUUCGCCGACUAAAUGCCGUGAACGCCGUCGCCGGAGAAUUGAGAUGCGGAGGCAAGCGGCUGUAUUCGGCGAUCCUAGCUCGUCUUCUUCAACGAGUAGGAAUCGUGAUCGGACGGACAUGGAUGUUUACUCAAGUUUUGACGUUCCAUUAAAGAAACAAGCUCGGAGGACGACGGAGGUCGGUGGUCUUCCGACGGAUAUCGGAGGUUUCUUCACGUCUCCGGCUCCUUCUUCCCACCAUAAAUCGGAAACGCCGGUGACGUGGAAGGGAGAAGAAACAGAGGAUGAGCCGUUGUACGGUAUAGUUUCGGUUAUGGGAAGAUCUCGUAAGAUGGAAGAUUCGGUUACUGUUAAACCGAAUUUAUGUAAACCGGAAAUUAACCGGAAUAGACCGGUUCAUUUCUUCGCUGUCUACGAUGGGCAUGGCGGUUCUCAGGUGUCAACAUUGUGCGGCAUGACGAUGCACACGUUAGUUAAAGAGGAGCUAGAGCAAAAGGAGGAAGGAGAAGAAGGAAGCGAGAACGACGUCGUGGAGAAAGUAUGGCGGGGAGUGAUGAAGAGGAGUUUCAAGAGGAUGGAUGAGAUGGCAACGAGCACAUGCGUGUGUGGGACUAGUGUGCCGUUGUGUAACUGCGAUCCUAGGGAAGCUGCGAUUUCGGGUUCUACCGCGGUUACCGCGGUUCUGACGCAAGAUCAUGUCAUUGUAGCCAACACUGGUGACUCGCGUGUGGUGUUGUGUCGAAAUGGAAUGGCUAUUCCUCUGAGUAACGAUCACAAGCCGGAUAGACCAGACGAGCGUGCAAGGAUCGAAGCAGCUGGUGGUCGAGUUUUAGUAGUCGAUGGAGCUAGAGUUGAAGGAAUUCUAGCCACGUCAAGGGCCAUAGGGGAUAGGUAUCUUAAACCAAUUGUAGCAUGGGAACCGGAAGUGACAUUCAUGAGAAGGGAAUCUGGAGAUGAAUGCUUAAUAUUAGCGAGCGACGGGCUUUGGGAUGUGCUCUCGAGUCAGCUAGCAUGUGACAUAGCUAGGUUUUGUCUCCGUGAAGAAGCUGCUUGCUCGGGACUAGAUUUGAACAGAACGGCUGAAGAAGACGAUGUUGGUGGAGAACAGAAUCCUUCAAGGAGUGUGUUGGCUGCAACGUUGCUUUCACGGUUGGCUUUGGGUCGACAAAGCAGUGACAAUAUAAGUGUGAUUGUCAUUGAUCUCACGAAAAGUUCUUGACAGAAGUGUUUGGGUGGUUGUGGGAUUUAAUGGUUUAUAGACUUAUCGCCGAGGAAUAAGAUGUGGAUAUAGCGAUGAGCCUUGAUUAGUUUUAGGGUUUAGCGCUUGUCUCUUGUUUUUGUUAUGGAUUGGGGUAACUUGCCAAUAUAUUAGCAACGGUGCAUGUGAAAAGAAAAGAGAGUGGUUUGGGAGUGAGAUAUAAAGUUAUUUGGUAUUUUGGACAUGGGCUACAAGGUUAUUUAGUGGCUUGAGCAAUAAAAUGGGCUAAUGUGUGUUGCUGUGUUUGUGCGACCACAAUUUUGAGGUUACUCGAGGUUUACGUAA